Molecule: messenger RNA, 1278 nt
Organism: Ochotona curzoniae (black-lipped pika)
Lineage: Eukaryota; Metazoa; Chordata; Mammalia; Lagomorpha; Ochotonidae
Product: coiled-coil domain-containing protein 121-like
Exons: 2
Coding region: 1-1278 (425 amino acids)
Source: RefSeq, a predicted model, not a curated record
AUGGGAUCCCAAGGGCCAACCCCCCACAACCCGAAAAAGAGGGGCGUGCGGCUCUUUUUGGAAUCCCAGAAAACAAGGACGGAAGACGCUAGGCCCCUACCCUCUAGAACCUGUUUUGCACCUGAGGAGAUUAAACAGCUCCGGGCUGGACUGUCCAGACCUGGAACUAAAUGGGAUGCCUGGGGUUGCUGGGCAAUGCGGAGACCGGUGGAGGCCCAAACCGACCAACUCCAAGAGCUUUCGACCUUCACAACUCCUAAUGUGAGCGCCCGCUCCUCGGCCAUCACCGCCCGUGAGCUGCGCGGUUGCAAUAAAAGGCUGGACUCCAGGAGCCUGUUUCCUGAAAGUCCCAAAAGUCCCCCUCUGUCCUAUCUCAGUUUAAUAAACAGUCUUCUACAGCCUCACAAGCGAACUAAUGUAGAAAAUCGGAUCCGGAAAAGAAUGGCAAGGGUGAGGGAGCUGGACACGCAAAUCAAAGAAGCUCGGACCCAGCAGCAGAUCCUACUGCAAGACACCCGGCAGCUGCACAGGGAAAAGCUGCACUUCCAGGCUGAAAACACGUUCUUUCUGGAAUACCUGACCCACAAGACUGAAGAAUUGGCCAAGGAGCCCACGAAGCUGUGGACAGAGUACAUCCAAGAAAGUGGGGCAGUCAAGAGGCGGAGACAAAGAUUAACCUCCAAAUAUGCCAAGAAGCUGUCGGUGCUGAAAGCUGAGCUGCUGCAGAAGAGAAAAGCACAAGCCCGCCUGAAGCAGCAGCUGCAAGAGCUGAAAGAUGUUUCGCUCUUGAAGGAGAAACAGGACCUGCAGAUCCAGAAACUACAGGAGGAGCAGAGCAGAAUCGAAGCCCAGAGCGCCAGCGAGAGACACGCUCAGUUCCUCAAAGAAAAGGCCUUGUUAGAGAAACAACUGAAUGAGCCUGAUGCGAGGCUCUUGGAUAAGAAACAGAGGAAGGAGCAUCAGGAGAAGGCCCAGGCCUUGAGAUCAGCAGCAAAGCGGUCCCAUUUAAAGUUCUGCCAGGGCGUGCACAUGGAGAACCAGUGCUUACUCAAGGAAUGCCGGCAGCUGAAGCAGCAAUCCUGGAAACUGGAGGCGAGGCAGAGCCGGUUAGAAAACCAGAAGCAGCAGCUGGAGCAGGGACAGUGGUUUGUGCAGAGCUUGCUGCGUGGCAGGCAACAGCUGCAAAAAAGGCGGAAUGGAUGCCCUCGGGGCCAGGGUGCCCCCCAGACUGCACCGAGUCAAGGAAAAACAGCCCACAGUAAUUCUUGUAGUUCCUAA